Messenger RNA from Protopolystoma xenopodis, 318 nucleotides. The record is from the annotation of a GenBank genome assembly. Lineage: Eukaryota; Metazoa; Platyhelminthes; Monogenea; Polystomatidea; Polystomatidae.
AUGAAUCUCAGCUCUGAUGAUGUCCAUCAAAUGAUGGACAAAAGCCUAGCUCCUUUUCACCCGAAACGAGGAAGGAUGUCCCGUGGAAUGCGUCAACCUGAACGUCGUAUAAAAGCCAAUGGGCUGCAGUACAACGGGAUUCAUCCAUUUCAAGAACGUAAGCCUCUGGAUCUCGAGUCUCAUCAGAAAUUCACAGAAGCUGAGUUCCGGCUUACACUUUCACACAGAACGCCUCCUCCAGGGUCGAUUUCCAGUGCUUCUGCUUUGACGAAUCCCGAGUUUAUGAAAAAUCUAUUUUCAGGUGGCCUCCAACGAUAA